Messenger RNA from Pteropus alecto (black flying fox), 1944 nucleotides. RefSeq names its product tryptophan hydroxylase 1 (gene TPH1). Gene Ontology annotation, biological process: serotonin biosynthetic process; aromatic amino acid metabolic process. Lineage: Eukaryota; Metazoa; Chordata; Mammalia; Chiroptera; Pteropodidae. Gene Ontology annotation, cellular component: neuron projection. The transcript is spliced from 10 exons. The record is from RefSeq and is a predicted model, not a curated record. Gene Ontology annotation, molecular function: tryptophan 5-monooxygenase activity; iron ion binding. Bases 21 to 1355 code for a protein of 444 amino acids.
AGAAAUACACCAGAUUCAUCAUGAUUGAAGACAACAAGGAAAACAAAGAGCAUUCCUUAGAAAGAGGAAGAGCAACUCUCAUUUUUUCCUUAAAGAAUGAAAUUGGAGGACUUAUAAAAGCACUGAAAAUCUUCCAGGAGAAGCAUGUGAACCUGUUACAUAUCGAGUCCCGAAAAUCAAAGAGAAGAAACUCAGAAUUUGAGAUUUUUGUUGACUGUGAUAUCAACAGAGAACAACUGAAUGAUAUUUUUCAAUUGUUGAAGUCUCAUACUAAUGUUCUCUCUGUGAAUCCACCUGAUAAUUUUACCAUGAAAGAAGAUGAUAUGGAAACUGUUCCUUGGUUUCCAAAGAAGGUUUCUGAUCUGGACCAUUGUGCCAACAGAGUUCUGAUGUACGGAUCUGAGCUGGAUGCAGACCAUCCUGGCUUCAAAGACAAUGUCUACCGUAAAAGACGGAAGUAUUUUGCAGACUUGGCUAUGAACUAUAAACAUGGAGACCCCAUUCCAAAGGUUGAAUUCACUGAAGAGGAAAUUAAGACCUGGGGAGCAGUGUUCCGAGAGCUGAACAAACUUUACCCAACCCAUGCCUGCAGAGAGUAUCUCAAAAACUUACCUUUGCUUUCUAAAUAUUGUGGAUAUCGGGAAGAUAAUAUCCCACAGUUGGAAGACGUUUCAAACUUUUUAAAAGAACGCACAGGUUUUUCCAUCCGUCCUGUGGCUGGUUACUUAUCACCAAGGGAUUUCUUAUCAGGUUUAGCCUUUCGAGUUUUUCACUGCACACAGUAUGUGAGACACAGUUCAGAUCCCCUCUAUACCCCAGAGCCAGAUACCUGCCAUGAACUCUUGGGUCAUGUUCCCCUUUUGGCUGAACCUAGUUUUGCACAGUUCUCUCAAGAGAUUGGCCUGGCGUCCCUUGGAGCUUCAGAGGAGGCUGUUCAAAAACUGGCAACGUGCUACUUUUUCACUGUGGAGUUUGGUCUGUGUAAACAAGAUGGGCAGCUAAGAGUCUUUGGUGCUGGCUUACUUUCUUCUAUCAGUGAACUCAAGCAUGCACUUUCUGGACAUGCCAAAGUAAAGCCCUUUGACCCCAAGAUUACCUGCAAACAGGAGUGUCUCAUCACAACUUUUCAGGAUGUCUACUUUGUGUCUGAAAGCUUUGAAGAUGCAAAAGAGAAGAUGAGAGAAUUUACCAAAACAAUUAAGCGCCCAUUUGGAGUGAAGUAUAAUCCAUACACACAUAGUAUUCAGAUCUUGAAAGACACCAAGAGCAUAACCAGAGCCAUGAACGAGCUGCGGCAUGAUCUCGAUGUUGUCAGUGACGCCCUUGCGAAGGUUGGCAGGCAGCCGAGCAUCUGACAAGGUCCUAAUCCUGAGAGCAUCUGAGUAUCAAUUCAGAGGCCUGUGGGCCAGCUCUUGCUUUUCUUGAAGAUUUGGUCAUGGAAAGAUGGCAACCAAAUAAUAUUUUCUACUCUUAUUUCUUAAUGGAUCAUUAGUCUUUGAAAAUUUAUACCUGGAUAUUCUAGCCACCACCUAUUAUUAUUAUUUUUUUGGUAACAGCUUUAGUAAAAUAUGAUUCACAUACCAUACAAUUCACUGACCACCAUUCUGACCUAAUAGAUACAUCUAGUCCCAGCCUGAUUCUAUUUUCCCCAAUUCUUCUUGAGUAAAAUGACCUUUAUGAUCACUUAAAAUAUCCUGAUAGGUAUUAUGGAGCUGGUCUAUACGGUUACCUAAGAUCCUCUUAUUUCUGAAGUAUCUUAUCACUUAAUUUACACCAAGCUCAAUCACAGUCACACCUCUAAAUUUAAUAGGAGACCAGCUGCUAGCAUGAGAAAAAGUAUAAAGGCUUUUACACAUGAAGCAUACCUAGUAAAUAACAGGCAGUUUAGUUUCAAGUGUAGUAUCUUGUAGGAGAAAUAGGAGUAGCUAAGUCUGGAAAGGUUGA